Plasmodium fragile is the source of this 1944-nucleotide messenger RNA. RefSeq lists its product as uncharacterized. The record is from RefSeq and is a predicted model, not a curated record. The annotation marks the transcript as partial. The transcript has a single exon. NCBI's taxonomy places the organism in Eukaryota, Apicomplexa, Aconoidasida, Haemosporida, Plasmodiidae.
GAAGUGGAGGAAGAAGUCGAAGUGGAAGAAGAGGAAGUGGAGGAAGAAGUCCAGGAGGAAGAGGAAGUAGAGGAAGAAGAAGAGGAAGUAGAGGAAGAAGUCGAGGAGGAAGAGGAACAGGUUGAAGAAGUGGAACUGCAGGAAGAAGAGGUCCAAGAGAGAGCCGCUGACGAGUUGGACGAAAUGGAACAUUCAAAUGCAAUCAAGGAAGACACCAACGAAGAAUACGCCCUGAAUGCGUACAGUGAAAAGGAACGAAGCUCUCGAGAUGAAAUAGCACAAGGGGCAGAGGAGCACAUGCAAAAGACGGUGAUGGGGAGUACUACGGGAGAGGACGUCGUCGACGUCGCGGUGAACAAAAUGGACGAAGAAGCAGAUGAUGAAGAAGACAACGUCGCAUACGACGACCAAGUGGACGAAUUGCCAGCGGACAAUUUGUCAACGGACGAACUGCUAAUGGGAGGCGAAGCCCCCGGUGAGGAGGAAGACAAUCCAGCGGGAAAAGAUUUCCUCCUUCUAAGCGGCGAAAUAAAAAAAAAAAAUUCCGAGUCCUUACUGCUUGUAAAUAAAUUCAUGGAAAGCUUGCUAAAAUAUGAUGACUUUUACAAUUAUGCUUUUAAUAGCUUAAAGAAUUAUUAUGUCGAAAAAAGAAUCGACACAAAUUGUAGUUUCUUAAAUAAAUUUGAAGUGAAUAAUGGAGGUGAGAAUCCUGUGAACUUAUGCACAAGUGAAGUAAUGAUAGGAAAUGUGGCUAUUCCAUAUGAUACACGUGAUGUGGGGGAGAAUUCAAACAGGCCGACUUGCGAAGCCGACAAAUGGGGAGAAGACACGGAGCAAAAUGUUGUGAUAGGGGGCGUAAAUAAAAGUGACGCACGCGCAGCUUUGGAUAGCGAAGAGAUUGCCGUGAAGGACGUUGCAGCUUUUCCAGGUGUGGCAGACGUUGAAGAGGUGGCAGCUGUUGAAGACGCCCAUAUGGUCAAAGCUGACGUGUCUGAAGAAACCCCAGCUGCCCAACUGGCCCAAGAGGCGCACGAUAACGAACAGAAUGCAGAGCUGCAAAGGGAGAAUUCAGCCGAAAUAGAAGGAAAAAAAAAAUCCCCAAAUAAUGUCGAUGCUGAACAGGGGAACAAAUUUGUUGAAAAUACCUGCGAGGGAAAAGAACAAAUUGGGGAUGACAGUGACAAGGAAAGGGGAGGUUUAGUCAGCAUGGGUAAAGAGGAUGAAGAGGAAGGGGACACAAGCAGCGAAGGAGAAACUGGAGAGAGCGAAAGUGAAGAUAGUGCAAGUGAAGAUAGCGGAAGUGGAGAUAGCGGAAGUGAAGACAGCGAGAGUGAAGACAGUGAAAGUGCAGGUAGCGAAUGUGAAGAUAGCGAAAGUGAUAGACCCGUUGGCAAGGAACAUGGAAAAGUUGAAACGUUGGCAGGGGAAAGUAUUGUUAAAAAUGAUGAACAGAGUGACGAAGGUACGAAUGAUGGAAGCGGCGAAGACAGCCCCGAAGGACAAACUAACGUGGACAAGGACAACAGGAAGCUAAUAGGUAACGCAGUAGGAUGUGACAAAAUUGAGGAGGCAAAUAGCAAGAGUGAGGAGGAGGGGGAAAAAGACACGUGUCGAAGUGAAGCAGCAGCAAGUAAAAGUGACACUGGGGGAAGUGACAGCACAAGUAGUGAGGACUCUAGCGAGGAUAGCAAAGGCGAAGAUGACGAAGUUAAGGAUGAAGUUGAACAAAACGCCCAAAAUAAAAUCGAUGGUACUACAAUGGAAGGGGAAAAGGAAUGCAAAGCGGGAAGCAAAUCCGAAAGUAAAAGCGAAAGCGGAAGUGAAAGUGAUAGUGGACGUGAAAGCGGAAGUGAAAGUGGAAGUGACAGUGGAUCUGAAAGUGGAAGUGAAUCAGAAAGCGAAAGUGGAAGCGAAUCCCAAAGCAGCAGCGAAGAAUCCAGCUGA